This is a messenger RNA of Gregarina niphandrodes, 2589 nucleotides long. RefSeq lists its product as hypothetical. Bases 1 to 2589 code for a protein of 862 amino acids. The transcript has a single exon. Lineage: Eukaryota; Apicomplexa; Conoidasida; Eugregarinorida; Gregarinidae. The record is from RefSeq and is a predicted model, not a curated record.
AUGCCAGACGCGGAAGGCUUGCUGUGGUUGCCUAAAUUGGAGAAGUCGAGUUGGUUGAAGAACGAUCCACGUUCGCCGGUGCAACUUGCGCAUCGUGCUCGUGUGCAGGAGGCUAUCAAGAGCGAGCCGUGGGACAAGUUGCACCACGUCACUGAGUCCGGGUUUGCGCGCUGUACCGUCGACUACCUGGAGCUGGCGCACGCGUUGUCCACACGUGUGCCGCAGCCCUGUGGCGUAGUCUGGAACACGGCCGUGGGAAAAGCAUAUCGUCCGGGGGUGACUAGGCGUCCGCAAGAAAUGUUUACUCAGGGAACGAUUGACUACGACGACGAUGUGUGGGUGAGCGGGUGUCUUCUGCAGUACAUGGAAGCUCCCCUGACGAAGUUGGCGGAUGUUUGCGUCAACCAGCUUGACUACAAGCGUCCGCCACACCCAGGUUUGCUCGGCUGCUUCCGGACACUAUACGACCCGUACACACUACCCCCCGGCGCGCCGGAGUCGUUCGCCGACGUUCUGGCCGAGCUCCAUGUCCCGAUCUCCUGGGACGAAUUUAGAGCGAGCCAGUUGCUGAGCUUCUCCGAAAGCUGCCGCUUUGUACAGGGACUUCGGGACCGGGGGCGACAGUUGCUGAGCUGCUCCGAAAGCUGCAGCUUUGUACAGGGACUUCGGGACCGGGGGCGGCUGGCCGAACUCCCAGACGAGGCCGGGGCCGGCACGUCAGCGCGGUCGCUUGCUGGCGAGACGCCUGCUGGGGAAACGCUGGUGCAUGUCCCGUUCUCCGGCUGGCUGACACCGUUUUCGCAGGUGUUUAAGGGUGAAGCGGAAGCCCACCAAGCCAUCCGGAAGUUGCUGCACGACGGUCAGUGGAAGAAGAUCCAGCAAAUGAAGCCUGCAGAUCUGAAGACUUGCAGAAUGGAUUACCUGGAACUGGGCCGGAUUAUUUCGUUGUAUAUGGACCAUCCUUUCGGCUACUUCUUUAUAGACCCGAACACCAAAGCAGUUAUGACAAGGGCCCGCUUGGCUGCCGCAGGUGGUCAGACUGCCGCAGGUGGUAAGCCGGCCAGUGAGGCACUUGGGAUCGACUAUUCCUCGAGGCAGUGCGAAGUCUGGACGACCGGCUGCAUGCUGCAGUCUGCUGCUGUUUCGACCGAUGCUCUUGUCGAGUUCUGCUCGAAACAACUUGGGUACAAACCGGCGGGCAACCCGUGCCAAUACGAGUGCUUGAGAGCUGUGGCUCUAAGUCCCCAUGUUCAUGCGGCGAGACUGGAAAAUAAGGCAACCGAACGCCUAGCCACUUUAAUCGAGAGCUCUCGGUGGAACGUAUCACUUGACGAAUUCAUUGUCAGGUCGUCAACGCCGCAGAGUGACAACACAGCAUUCGUUAGGUGGGAGCGCAGCCGGAAUGGCAUACAGAAGCCCCUCAACAAACAGAAGGGGAGUGGAUGGGCAGCCGCACGUGGCGCCAUCGGAGCGGGCAAGCGCAUUCGGGAACAGGGCCCGACAGAAAACCGUGAUGACUUUGACAUCGCUUCCGACUCGGGACCCGAUCGUAAGCGAGCAGGAGAUUCGGCCCCAGAGCCAGAAUCGAGUGGUAAGCUGCGGUUGAGCAGCAAGCUGCGGUCGAGCGGCAAACUGCGGUGGCGGGGCAGGCUACGGCCAGCGUCACGUGGCGCCGUUGCUGCAGCCCCUGAUGACGAGAGUUCGCCAGAUCCACGGGCUCGCAGAGACCAGCCGUCUUUCGAAACGUCGUCUGAAGCUGGAAGUUCGGACUGGGACUUAGAGGUGCCACUGCAGCUGUCUUUCGAAGCGUCGUCUGAAGCUGGAAGUUCGGACUGGGAAUCAGAGGCGCCGGUGAAUCUGUGUCCGUUGGAACGGCUGGCGGUCCUGGCUCCUCCGGUCGUGAACACACAGUGGCAGGGUGCAUUGGAAUCCGUGAGUGAAGAAUGGGUCGACCCGGUUUCGCCUUUCAUGGACGCGGACUACGGUCCGAGCGAAUUGGCGGAUCUAGUGCGAAAUCUUGGUCAAGACUUGGUGUCACCUCCCGCUUGCUGUGCCGAAGUGCCUGUGGGCGCAGGGGUCAGCGUCGUGACAGUACCAGCGGCGAGCUCAUUGAGUGAAAGGACUCCAACCGAGACUCAGGUUUCAGCGGGGACUCAGGCUAUAACGGGGACCGGGACUGAGAUCACUGACGACUGGUUUCCUGAUCCGGAUACGUCCAUGAUUGCGGUGGGUCAGACUACGGGUUGCGACUGGCAUUUAGAGGGCCUCACUGACGCUGAUUUGGACGUCUUGGAGGACAUCAAAGAAGCCAUAGGUGACGUGGAUUUCGAAGUGACGGCAGAAGAGUAUGAGGCUUUGGAGCCGUGCCUGAGCCAACUUGUGGAGUUAGCGGAGAUGCCCGUCAAGCAGGAGGACCCGAUAUGCAUAGAGUCUUCCGAUGAUGAUGACGUUGUAUGCACAGGCCGCCUGCUGCCGACUAUAACCGGUCCCAUGAUAACCAUCGACGUACCGGACGAUGAGUCAGACGACUCUGAUGAGAUUAUUUUCGUAGACAGCAGCAAUCCACCCGGCCAAAAGCCCAGCAUAUGA